AUGGAUUCUCAAUCUUCCUUGGUCAUCCUCUUUGUUUUCCUCCUACCCUUUAUUUUAUUGCUCUUGAUCAAGCAGAGGAAGAAAAGCUCUGCUUCUCAAGAGAGGAGGUUGCCUCCUGGUCCUAGGAGGCUACCUCUCAUUGGGAACCUUCACAAGCUUUCUAAUGGCUUACCUCAUCAUGUCCUUGAACACCUUGCCCUUCAAUAUGGACCCCUCAUGUUCUUGCAAUUAGGCUCAAUAUCUACUCUGGUGGUCUCUUCAGCCCAUAUGGCAAGAGAGAUCUUCAAAACUCAUGACCUUGUUUUUUCCGGUAGGCCAGUCUUGUAUGUUGCAAAGAAGCUUAGCUAUGGUUGUGUCAACCUAUCAUUUGCUCCCUAUGGUGAGUAUUGGAGGGAGAUGAGGAAGAUUGUGAUCUUGGAACUGCUUAGUGAAAAGAGGGUUCGAAUGUUUCAGUCUGUGAGGGAUGAAGAGGUCACGCUUAUGCUUGACUCUAUAGCUCAUUCUAAGGGUCUCAUCAAUCUCACUCAACUGACAUUUUUCUUAGCAAACAAAGUCUUGUGCCGUUCGGCUUUCGGUAAAAAGUAUGAUGAUGGAGGAGGAAUUGGCAAGAGCAGAAUUCAUGGAUUGCUUGAAGAGACAGGGGCCCUGUUAGGAGGAUUCUUCAUGUCAGAUUUUCUACCAUGGUUGAGUUGGUUAAACAAGUUCAAUGGUCUUGAGAAAAAGGUAGAGAAGUGUUUUAAAGGCUUGGACAAUUUCUAUGACAGAGUGAUUGAGGAACACCUUGAUCCUAGAAGGCCUAAACCAGAGCAUGAAGAUCUUGUCGAUGUUCUGCUUCGGGUUCAGAGGGAUGCCAGUCAAGCAAUACCCCUCAGUAAUGACCAAAUUAAGGGUGUUCUCACUGACAUGUUUAUUGCAGGCACUGAUACUUCCUCAGCCACACUGGUGUGGACAAUGGCUGAACUGAUUAGGAACCCCCUAGUGUUGAGGAAAGCACAAGAUGAGGUGAGAGGAGUUUUAAAGGGAAAAGCAAAAGUGGAAGAAAGUGAUCUUUCUGAACUCAUGUACCUAAAGCUGGUCUUGAAGGAAAGUUUUAGACUACAUCCAGCAGUGCCCUUACUACUUCCAAGAGAAACCUUAAAGAGUUGCACGAUUGAAGGGUACGAAAUUCCCACCACAACAAUGGUAUUUAUCCAUGCAAAAAUGAUAGGAAAAGACCCAGAAUGUUGGGAGAAUCCAAAUGAGUUCUGGCCUGAAAGAUUCUUGGAUAGCUCAAUUGAGUACAAAGGAAACCAUUUUGAACUUUUACCAUUUGGGGCAGGAAGGAGAGGUUGUCCUGGUAUUAGCUUUAGUGUGAAGCUAAUUGAGCUUGCACUUGCUAAUCUCCUCUAUCAUUUCGACUGGGAACUCCCUCAUGGGGUGAGAAGAGAAGACUUGGACAUGGAAGAUGCUGCAGGGCUUGCAGUUAGCAAGAAAGUUCCUUUAUUUCUAGCUGCUAAACCUGUGUAUCCUUCCUUGACAAGCUAUGUUGCACAAUAA
Prunus dulcis (almond) is the source of this 1536-nucleotide messenger RNA. Its product is annotated as cytochrome P450 71A9-like. The record is from RefSeq and is a predicted model, not a curated record. Gene Ontology annotation, molecular function: heme binding; iron ion binding; oxidoreductase activity, acting on paired donors, with incorporation or reduction of molecular oxygen. The coding region runs from base 1 to 1536 and encodes 511 amino acids. Lineage: Eukaryota; Viridiplantae; Streptophyta; Magnoliopsida; Rosales; Rosaceae. The transcript is spliced from 2 exons.